Spodoptera frugiperda (fall armyworm) is the source of this 3929-nucleotide messenger RNA. RefSeq lists its product as uncharacterized. Gene Ontology annotation, biological process: regulation of translational initiation. Bases 2408 to 3862 code for a protein of 484 amino acids. The record is from RefSeq and is a predicted model, not a curated record. The transcript has 6 exons. Gene Ontology annotation, molecular function: translation activator activity. Lineage: Eukaryota; Metazoa; Arthropoda; Insecta; Lepidoptera; Noctuidae.
AAUGAAUAAAAUAAUUUUUGAUAACUUCAAAUUCGAUAUUUUCUAUAAAACCCCUUAUUCCUGACACAGCUAAGGAAUACAAAUUCAACAUUCUGUAAGUUUCACUUCAUAAUAGACUCAUAAACAACUAUUAGCAUUAGUCUUAUCGUAUAUUAUAGAAAAGGUUAUUUUUAAUUCGUACCACACGAUGCUACGGCGUAGCAGGUGAUACUACGGUGUAGUAAAAUCUGACGAAAUAGACUGUAGUUUAGACUUGUUUACACUUGUUUGCCAUCACGAGCAUUACCAAAGCCUUGUUCCAAAGUUUCCUCACAAACCAAAAAGAAAACGAAAUCUAAUUCUAUAGACAAGACAGUGGACGCACUUACACCCCUGUUUCACCAUAAUUUCCGAGAAUAUAGCGCCCGUAUGAAGCCGGGGUGUAUUGUUAGUACGUAGGGAAGCGUGGGAAAGUAGAUAAGGUGUAGACCAAGUCUUAUAUAUUGUGGUACCUAUUUGUUAAACAAUGAUCGAUUUGGUAGUUUCUUGGAAACAGAAGCGAUAAUUGUUGUAUGUAUACCUGACUAGACAUUCCAACGUGAUAACGACAUCGGUAUCCGCUCACAAUGUCAUUUUCGCAAAAUGAUAUCCAAUUACAAAAUAUCAGGCGACGCAUUGGGUAAUUUUUGUGACUUAUCCAAGGCGUUCGACUGUGUGUCCCUCAUGAUACACUGAUCAGGAAGCUAUCCCAUUAUGGAAUACGAGGCAACUCUCUGGACCUACUUAUCUCAUACUCUGAUAGGAUUCAGAGAGUCGAAAUUAACGGAAAAAUUUCCGCCGGGUCUAUUGUUAAGGUGGGUGUUCCGCAGGGGUCAAAUCUCGGCCCAUUUUUAUUUCUUAUUUAUAUUAUAGUGAUUCACCUUAUCUUGUAAGAGGUAACCAUGGAAUUGUACUGUUUGCUGAUAAUACCUCUUUACCAUUUAAACCCAAACGUAGAAAAUGAGUCAGUUGUCAUGUAAAUAGUGCUCUCCCGAAAUUAGUACACUGACACAUGCGUGCUGCCAUCUGAAUAGGUGCGGUCAUACAGUUGUUGUAUUUCCUCUAAAGACCACUACAGAAUCCGUUUGCACGGUUUUCGGUCACGGUUUAUUUGAACGUCUGAGUUAGUUUUGGCCAGUCUCAUCUAGUUAUUUAAGAGAUUGACGUGAAAAAGUGUCAUCUUGUAACCUAUUUGCAAAAAAAUAAAUAUCUAUAGAAUUAGAUUUCGUUUUCUGUCUAUUUUGUAAGGAAACUUUUGAACAUUACUCACGUAAAUAUACUGAGUAAAGCUCUACUAGUUUCGAAUCUAAGAUAAGCAGCGUGCGCAUACGCGGUAACGUCGCGCAGCCUACGUGACGUCGCGUCAGUAGGCUUAGUCUUUAGGUUACGAUAGCCGACCUUAUCGCUUACCUAACGCGUUCUCUUCCAGGAAACGUUUGAGCAUUAUAAAAUACCACGCUUGCUUUAGGCGGAUUAGCAAUUUCAAACUUAUAUUAUAUUGGAAAUAAUAAUUCAACACUGGACGUUAUUAAUGCUUUGACGGCAGAAAUUGUAGAACAGUAGAUUUAGGUAAAAGGUACAUAAAUGUAUUACGAAAUUUAUCGAUCCCGAAAAAGCAUUUGAUCCUAGCGAACUGGCUAACCUCCUCUAACCUUAAUUUAAUCUUGGAAUACCACAUUGACUAUUUCUUUGAAUGUCUGUUCCAUUGAGUUCCAUUUAACAAUUCGUUAAAAUAUGUCCUUUACAAUUGAGUGGUCACACCUGUCGAUCUAUAUGGAUUCGGGUGCUGGGCCAUGAGAAAGGCGGGUGAAAGAAGUUUGCCUACAGCAGAGAUGAGGAUGCUGCGAUGGAUAUGUGGCGUGAUGGGACUAGACAAUAUAAUACACGGCUAUGUAAAUGAAACUUAAGAGCAGCGCUCUCUCGUCUCUCUAAAUAUGGGAAUCUGUACAUCCCAACAUACAUUCUGUCUGUAUAUGGAACUGAAGGCUUCAAAAAGCUUCUGAGCAUUUUAUUGCAUUAAUGAACGAAAACCAAUUUAAUCUUGUUUUCAUCAUACCUUAUUCUACUGGUCAAUUUAUUUGUAAUAACUUCUUUAACAAUAUAAGUCAGAAAGAGAUAGCCACAUAUGACUACACAGCAAUUGAUGCGUUAGAUAAGGACAAAAUAUACAAUAGUGAAAAAGUGAGAUAGCAAAACACAAAAGGUGUGCGUUAGAGAGAGACAGCGUAUCACUUCUCCCCACCACGUAUUGUAUGUUGUUAACACAAUACAAGUUGUAGGCUAGCAGUUCACCCGUCACUUCGCCAGUUGCUCUUGUGACAUCGCACUGUAUAGUCGUGUACCGAGUGUGCAUCAGUAUUGAAAUUAAUUUUGUAAUCAUUUAAUAAACAUGGUUGUCGAGAGUUUUAGCUGGAGUGAAGAAGUGGAGUCGGCCGAUCCCAUGAUAAUGGAAGAACAACGGGAGACUAGGAGAGACUCCGUCAACUCCAUCGAGCCCGAGGUAAAGACUCCACAAACACCGGAGACUAAAUCCUCGGUGGACGAGGAAGACGGAGCUUUAAAGGACUUGCUCCGGGUCGAUGAACAAUAUUAUCCCUUAUUGGCCUUGUUGGAACAAUUUUCCCCUGAAGACGACGGCAUCCAAUUCAACAUAAAGUUGAAACAGUUUGAGACUACAAUGUCAUCCAUGUGUCCGGACGACUCGCGUGUGCAACAAGCAUUCGCGACGUUCCGCGCGGCGGCCCUGCGGUGCCCGGUGAUGGCGCGUAAGCUGGCCGCAGUGGGUGUUUCGUUCACUCGCCAGCAGAACAAGCCACUGCUUCGUAGAACCCUCCUUAAUGUCGUCAUGCAGGACACUUUCUCCAAACUGGACGUGCUACAGCGCUCAAAUCCGCUGUUCCUCGUCAACGCUGCGAAUCUGAUGGGGGAUUACUUCGCCAACGCUCGCCUCAGUAACGGCGACAAGCUUCACUUUCUAGCUGAGCCACUACUGCAAUACUUGCGUGCUUUACUCGCCGCCCAUGAUACACGUGCACAUCACAGUCUCGCUGCACAAUUAAUGCAAAACGGUCGCGAGCUACUCUCCGUAGUAGCUCAAGAGAUGGACGAGCUCUCGGUCUCGAUCCGUCUCCGUCUGCUCUCGCCCCCACCAGUCAGCACAACGUGGCUACUACUCUCCGCAGACCUUUGCCUCAACAAGUUUCUUCCCCUACCGACUACGCUGCAACAGUUUUACACCGCUCAUCUGGUAACAACCACGGAAGAAAAUGUCAGUGAAGCCAGCUAUAGAUGUUGGAAGAAAAGCCCCGAGAAGAACGAGAAUAAACCAGAUGCUGCGGCGCUUGCAGAAGAAGUCAGUCAAAGUAUAUCUCAGAUUAGUCUGCGUAAUAAUGAGGACACGAAGCCUAAGAAAGAACCAAUCUCAGUUAGCCAAGAUACAUGGACAGGUGAUGAUACCUUAAGGAAAAGAUACGACCUUAACUCUUGGCGGCAAACAGAAGAGACGAGAAUAAAGGCUAAUGACUGCCAACAAGGGGGGGAUAUCUUCCAAAGUCACCCCGAAAGAAAUGUGUCUCAGGCCCCAGAAAAGCCAAAAUUAGGCGUUGGAGCUAGGUUAUUGAGACUUAGAGCCCUCUCAAAGGAAUCAAUCUCAGUCAGCGAAGACACAUGGUCAGGACCCGACUCCCGCCCGCCGCACAUAAGUAUGAGAUCACGAAAGGGGAGGAUUAAUGGAAAGAAAGACGGAACAACAGCCAAGGCGACCCCAAGACGCCAUGUCGCCGAAGUACCGCGCAGCGCCAAAUACUGGGGCCACGACGACCGAUGCGUCAAACAUUAUAGUUAGUAGGAAUGUCUUGUAUGUAUGUAUGUAAAUAAUUAUUAAUUUAGGGAAUUGUACAAAUGAAAUUGUU